UCUCGCCAUUGUGUUUCAAGCGAACAGAUUUUCAGACGGGACCUAGUGGAAGUCGGAGUGCUGGUCGUUUCGGUAACCGGACCGUUAAACCAGCUGUUUUUUUUUAGCCCCCCCGUGAAUACCGUCCCGUUAAAGCAGCAGACAUGCCCAAAAAGAAAACCGGUGCAAGGAAAAAGGCUGAGAGCCGAAAGGAGAGAGAGAAACAGAGUCGAGCCAACCGGGAACAUGUGGAAGUGGCCAAACACCCCUGCAACUUUAACAUGGAUUGUGACAAAUGUCAGAGGAAACAGAAGAACAGAGCUUUCUGCUACUUCUGUAACGCAGUGCAGAAGCUGCCUGUCUGCGCUCAGUGUGGCAAAACCAAGUGCAUGAAGUCCUCAGACUGUGUGAUCAAACAUCCUGGGAUCCACACCACUGGAAUGGCCAUGGUGGGGGCAGUAUGUGACUUCUGUGAAGCUUGGGUGUGCCACGGCAGGAAAUGUCUGAGCACACAUGCCUGUGUGUGCCCUCUGACUGAUGCAGACUGCAUUGAGUGUGAACGCAGUGUGUGGGAUCAUGGAGGGCGAAUCUUCCGCUGUUCGUUUUGUCAAAACUUCUUGUGUGAGGAUGAUCAAUUUGAACACCAGGCAAGCUGCCAAAUCCUUCAGGCAGAAACAUUCAAAUGUGUUUCCUGUAAUAGACUGGGACAACACUCCUGCCUGCGCUGUAAGGCCUGUUACUGUGAUGACCACGCCAAAAGUAAAGUCUUCAAACAGGAGAAAGGAAAAGCUCCACCCUGCCCUAAGUGCGGCCACGAGACACAGGAGACCAAAGACCUCAGCAUGUCCACUCGCACGUUGAAAUUCGGCCGCCAGGCUGGUGCCGAUGAUGACGACGAUUAUUACGACGGAGCGUCAGGGUACGAUUCGUACUGGAAGAACUUGGCAUCUGGAGGCCAACGCGACGAGUACGGAGAGGAUGAUGAUGAUGAGGAGGAUGACGAAGAGGAUGAUGACGAAGAGGACGAGGAGGAAGAUGACGAAGAGGAGGAGGAAGAAGAAGGCGAAGAGGAAAAGGUUGCUGACUCAGUCGCUGGUCUUAAACUGGACGGGACUGCCUAAGCUAAGACAGAGACUGGAGAAGCCUGUAGAGGCACAGUCACAUAGAUCCAAACGAUCCUCAGCGGAUGUUCAGUUGUUACAAGUCAGGGACACACCGAAGAAGAAUUCAAGAAAAUAACUAGAACUGGAUAUCCGUACAAGAUACCCAGUCCUAGAGACGACUUGUUUUCUGCUUCUGGUGUUGCAUUCAGAGCUGGAUUGAUUCACCAGGAGGCCUCCAGGACCAGAAUUAGCUGAUCAACCACCAGGAACUUUUUAAAUUUUAUUUAGGAAGAGGUUGCAAAGUAUUUUUUCUCAGUGUAAAUUUGCACUUCAAAGUUGUCUUUGAAUAACUUUCUGAUUGUUCCUCAACACAGAAAAAAAAUGUAACAGCACUCUAUAAGUUUAUGUUAUGAUCAUAUUGUGGGUUGCUCUAAAUACUACAAUAGCCAUGGGUCUCUGCUUAGGCCAGUCGAAGAGUGUCAGCUUGCAGAACAAAAAUAGUAUAGUUGCCAAAUUUAUCCAAACCCUUUCAAGGACUUCAGCAAUUAGAUGAUUCAUCCAGAAAUGCACCUUGGGACUCUCAGUUAAUGUUUACAGGCUUGUUCCUGAUGCUGUUUAUGCAGAAAAUGAAGGGGACUUUUACGUCUGGCUGCCUGAAAUAACCCCUCAUGAGUUGAAUUCUUAUUGUACUUCAGUAGUUUAUAUUCCCAAACAAAUAAUGAGUUUAUGACCACAAAGCAACUGGCCUGUAAUGAAUGUGGGGCCUCCUGUAGCUUCUGAAUCAGUCACCCAGGAUGUGUGGUCCGUAAUCCAGCUCUGAUUACAUCCUGAAGUCAUGAUGUCUUUACGGUGUAAUUGUUAGUGUAACUGCAGCUUGUUGUGGUAAUUCAUUGGGAUGUUGACAGAGGUCGUCUAAACAACUUGACAUAUUGGCCCUGAUCCUGGUAAUCAACUGCAUUUGUUGAGACAUGUUCUGUCAAUUGCCAAUAAAUAAUAAAAAUUCAAUUUAACAUAA
Molecule: messenger RNA, 2097 nt
Organism: Larimichthys crocea (large yellow croaker)
Lineage: Eukaryota; Metazoa; Chordata; Actinopteri; Sciaenidae
Gene: noazfp
Product: zinc finger protein 330
Exons: 10
Coding region: 144-1100 (318 amino acids)
Cellular component (GO): nucleus
Molecular function (GO): zinc ion binding
Source: RefSeq, a predicted model, not a curated record